CAAAUGCCAGACCCGUCGCCAGCCUCUCAACCUGACAUUGACAUCAAUGAAGACCUUGGAUAUGAUGGAUAUUCAUCAAAAAGACCAUGUCCAAUAGAGGAUUGUGAGGCAUCAGUCACCCUUGCAGACCAUGGCUAUGCUUUACGGCCGCGUCAAACAAAGAAAUUAAGGAAAUCGUUUAUCUAUCCGUCCUUGGUACCGAAUAUCAGAAAACGAUUCUGUGUGUGUCAGCAAUUCAAUGAUGGUCGGCUGUACUGGCAGUGCGAUGGAUGUGAUCAACAUUUUCAUCCUGGAUGCGCCGGUUUGUUACCAUGGAAGGAACCAGACAAUUUCUACUGUCCCAGCUGCAAGGUGAACUUCAGUUUUAGAGUAAAAUGACACAAAGGCCAAAAAUGGCCCCAUGCAGUCAUUUUACAAAAUGAUAUUUGCGACUGAAAGGCAGCCAA
Molecule: messenger RNA, 446 nt
Organism: Lineus longissimus
Lineage: Eukaryota; Metazoa; Nemertea; Pilidiophora; Heteronemertea; Lineidae
Exons: 4
Coding region: 4-378 (124 amino acids)
Source: RefSeq, a predicted model, not a curated record